This is a messenger RNA of Cyphellophora attinorum, 2118 nucleotides long. RefSeq names its product Pre-mRNA-splicing factor ATP-dependent RNA helicase prp22. The transcript has a single exon. Gene Ontology annotation, molecular function: RNA binding. NCBI's taxonomy places the organism in Eukaryota, Fungi, Ascomycota, Eurotiomycetes, Chaetothyriales, Cyphellophoraceae. The record is from RefSeq and is a predicted model, not a curated record. The coding region runs from base 1 to 2118 and encodes 705 amino acids. Gene Ontology annotation, cellular component: intracellular anatomical structure.
AUGCAGGAAGGUUCGGCGCCAGUCGCAAACCUCCGAACGUCGCUGGGCCACGAGCAUUCUGGGGAAGCCGAAGACGAAGAUUCAGAAUAUGUUACAGUGCCGCCUGCCCUCGUCGCUGCUGCAGUUGUACAUCUUCUCGAAACGACUACGACCGGUGACAUUUUGGUCUUUCUUCCAGGCAUGGCUGACAUAGAGGAAACGGUAGAGAUCCUUGAGCGGCCUCAGUCCGUCGAUGGGCCCGCGACUUCAUCCCUUCUCGGAUUCAAGAUAUUUAAGCUGCACUCACUUCUCAGCGACACCAACGGCGAUGUUUUCAACGAUGUGCCUUCGGGCGAGCGACGUGUCAUCCUUUCAACUAAUAUCGCAGAAACGUCGAUCACGCUGCCCGGAGUGAGACAUGUUAUCGAUACCGGAACAAGCAAAGACCUUAUACUGGAUCAUAGCAAUGGCAGUGAAUCGUUGUUGUGCACCUGGAUUGAUCAGCAAAGUCAGCGGCAACGUCGUGGAAGAGCAGGUCGCACUAGCCCAGGCAACUUUUACGCGUUGUAUACCAAAUCCAAGAGCGAAAGUCUCCCCGAGUAUCCCCAACCAGAACUACACCGGCGGGAUUUGACGGAUGUCUUGCUCAGGUUGAAGUUGAACGGUAGUACGCAUGGCAUUGAAGAAUUGCUUUCUAUGGCUCCUGAUCCGCCGCCCGCACGGAAUGUGCAAGAGGCAAUCCAUGAGAUGAAGCGAUUGGGGGCUCUGUCAAACGACGAUAAGCUAACGCCAUUGGGCCGCGUACUGUCGCAACUACCGGUUGCCCCACGCGCCGCCAAGGCCUUGUUGUUGGGCAUACUGUUCCGGUGCUUUGAGCCCAUGCUGAUCGCUGCUGCUGCUAUGAGUCAACCACAUCUGAUACAAAACAAAGAAGGAACUGCCAGAGAAGCGCGCACAGCACGAAGGGGUUAUGCUGCCACGUCUGACAGCGACACCAUCUCGAUUAUCAACGCGGUCAAGAAAUGCCGCGAGGAUAAGACCGUCGAAGACGUGUUCGGAUUGGGGCGACGUGCAAUCUUUGACCUGAAUGCCGAGGUACAGGCACUUUGCAAUACGCUCACUCGCAUGGGAUUGCUUCCCAGGUUCCCUAUGCCCCAUGCUGGUGCUUUCCCUUCGCUGCCGCCGGAGCUCAGUGUCAACGCGCACAGCAUUCCGCUUAUCAAGGCUUUGCUUGGAUUCACCAUCGAACCGGAGACUGCAGUGUGCGUGACGAAAUCCAAAUACGUUGGCAGGCAAGGCUUCGUUGUGCCACAUAGAACAGGGGUAAACUUUCCCGGGGGCAACUCGGAGCUGCUUGAAAAUGAGGGGCGCGUGUACGAGCAAGGUGAUCUGGCAAGCUACUCGUACGCGAGUAAUAAGGGCGCAGACUUCACGAACAUGAUGCAGACGAGCAUGAUGACUCAUAUGGCCGCGCUCCUUACUUGCCAGAAUGUGUCCGUUUCCACUGAGGACGCGUCGAUGGUCAUUGAUGAGACGAUCAAAGUGAAGCUGGACUUCCUACAAGACUCAUCCGCUCUGACGCCGUCUCAGAAAACGAUGCUACUGCACGAGUAUCGUAAAAUGAUCGAGCGCUUCCUGCAUCUUGCUUGGGCCACGUUGGAUCAGGCUGUCCUGGAAGACAAAUACUACAAGGCUAGCGUCGUUGUGCCAGUCAGUAUGUUUGCAGGCGAGAACGCACUCCGGGACGCUGUGGUACAAGGGUUUCUCGACGUACUUUCGGCAGAUGCUGAAGCGCAUGAGAUUAUGCUUGCCGACCGCCGCGUCGAAGGCAUGUCUCGGGCCCGUGCCAAAGCGGAGAUAAAGCAACAAAAAGCGACCCAAAAGUCGGCCGAGGAUGUCUACAAGGAGUCGUUUCUUGGAAAGCUCAUGGCAAGUCAGAAGCAGGAACUGCCAGCCCUAGACCGACAAAACGCGGUGAUCAAUAGCGCAGCCCCCGAAGAGCCGGCCUGGCUUGAGGGGGCGCAACAAACAAUGAGAAGGACGGAUGCCACCCGAAGGGGCGACUCAUUGCCAACGAGGACCAAGGGGCGGGGACAAAUGACCCGCCUUGAGGCAGCGAUGUCUCCCCCACGGGGAUGA